Daktulosphaira vitifoliae (grape phylloxera) is the source of this 528-nucleotide messenger RNA. RefSeq lists its product as uncharacterized. The record is from RefSeq and is a predicted model, not a curated record. The transcript has a single exon. Bases 1 to 528 code for a protein of 175 amino acids. NCBI's taxonomy places the organism in Eukaryota, Metazoa, Arthropoda, Insecta, Hemiptera, Phylloxeridae.
AUGUUCGCCACUACUGUAUUACCACACCAACAAGUUGUAGUUGAACAUGAUAUAAAUGCCCGAAUUAAUUUAGAUGACCAGAUAGCGAAAUUUUGGCAAUUAGAAGAGGUCAAAACUAAAAACAUUUUAAGUUUAGAUGAAAAGGCGUGCCAGUUGCAUUUUGAAAAUAAUACCAAACGGAAUGAAAAUGGACGAUUUGUUGUAUCAUUGCCAUUUAAGGAUCAUUCCAUACUAGGUGAAUCGUAUCAAAUAGCCUUAAAACGGUUUUUAUCAUUAGAACGGCGACUUCAGACUAAUAUCGAACUCAAAAAUCUUUAUUCUAAAUUUAUAAACGAAUAUCUAGAACUAAAUCACAUGGAAAGAAUUUUGAUAGACGAAAGUACUAACAACACAUAUUAUAUACCACAUCAUGCAAUUUAUAAAGAAAGUAGCCAUACAACUAAACUACGAGUGGUAUUUGACGCUUCUUGUAAAACCGACAACGGGGUAAGUCUUAAUGAUGUUUUAUUUAAGGGUCCGUGUAUAUAA